UAAGUCACGUGGGGGUGACGCAGGAGCAGGAGGCGGAAGUGAAGCUUCAGGCCAAAAACAAACAGCAGCUGAGAUGACGACGGCGGCUCUGACUGCGGGUCUGGAGCGGAUCCCGGAUCAGCUCGGGUAUCUGGUCAUCAGUGAGGACGGGGUUCUGGCUUCUGCAGGAGAGCUGGAGAACGACGAGCACACUGCAGGUGCCAUAAUGCAGAUGGUUCGGACGGCUUGUCGCUUCAGGUUGUCUGGAUCAACAGAAGCUCCGUUCAAACGCAUGUCGGUGAUGCUGGAGGACUUUGUGUACGUGGUUACAAUUUCAGGUCAGAAAGUGUUUGUGGUUAAACGUCAGAACAACCAGCAUGAGCCCGUCAACGCGUAGCGGCGCCGGGUGGAGCCAGCGGGAUGAAGAUGGCGUCUUUUUGGAACUGUUUUCUAUGUUUCAGAUGUCUGUAUAAUAAACUGUUUGAACGUU
Cyprinodon variegatus (sheepshead minnow) is the source of this 469-nucleotide messenger RNA. RefSeq names its product late endosomal/lysosomal adaptor, MAPK and MTOR activator 4 (gene lamtor4). Bases 74 to 376 code for a protein of 100 amino acids. Gene Ontology annotation, cellular component: lysosome; Ragulator complex. The record is from RefSeq and is a predicted model, not a curated record. NCBI's taxonomy places the organism in Eukaryota, Metazoa, Chordata, Actinopteri, Cyprinodontiformes, Cyprinodontidae. The transcript has 4 exons. Gene Ontology annotation, biological process: cellular response to amino acid stimulus; positive regulation of TOR signaling. Gene Ontology annotation, molecular function: guanyl-nucleotide exchange factor activity.